GUACUCAGCCACUACCUGCGCUCCGAAAUUGGCGGAGGGACAAAAAUGGCGAACAGGACUGUGAAAGAUGCCAAUAGUAUACACGGCACUAAUCCGCAGUAUUUAGUGGAGAAGAUUAUCCGCACUCGAAUUUACGAGUCUAAAUAUUGGAAAGAAGAAUGCUUCGGAUUGACAGCUGAGCUAGUGGUGGACAAAGCCAUGGAACUCAAAUAUGUCGGAGGAGUGUAUGGUGGCAAUAUUAAACCGACUCCUUUCCUUUGCUUGACGUUGAAGAUGCUCCAAAUCCAGCCUGAGAAAGACAUCAUUGUGGAGUUUAUCAAAAAUGAAGAUUUCAAGUACGUACGUUUACUUGGAGCCAUGUAUAUGCGGCUGACAGGCUCCUCAGUGGAUUGCUACAAGUAUCUGGAACCUCUUUACAAUGACUAUCGGAAAAUCAAGGCGCAAAACAGAAAUGGAGAAUUUGAAGUGAUGCAUGUGGAUGAAUUUAUCGACAAUCUGUUGCAUAGUGAGCGGGUGUGUGAUAUCAUUCUACCCAGGCUACAGAAACGGCAUGUUCUGGAGGAAGAGGAGCUACUGGAGGCAAGGGUCAGUGCCUUGGAAGAAGACCUUGAUGAGGUUGAGUCAAGUGAAGAUGACGAUGAUGAGGACGAUAAGCCUGAACGAGGCCAGUCUCCAGAGCCUCACCGCAGGAGCUACAGAGACAUGGACAGGCCACGCAGGUCGCCUUCACCCCGCUACAGACGCAGCCGAUCUCCACGGCGGCGCAGUCGAUCACCCAAGAGACGCAGCCCUUCACCUCGACGAGAGAGACACCGCAGCAAGAGUCCACGGCGCCAUCGCAGUCGCUCUAGGGAGAGAAGACACCGUUCGAAAUCACCAGCACACCACAGAAGCCACAGGCACCGCAGUCACUCAAGAUCUCCAGAAAGGUCAAAGAAGAGUCACAAAAAGAGCCGACGAGGGAAUGAAUGAGCACCGGAGGGGAAGGGCUCUCCAUCUGUACAUACAUGACGUGCUUCCUCACGCCAGUGGGAUUUUGUGGUCUUUAGUUGUCACAGCUGUGGUAAUAUUCUCAACAAGUAUGACACUUUUUUUAUUUAUAAAUAAAAACAAUGUUUCUGUUAAUAAAAUGUCAAUGU
Messenger RNA from Erpetoichthys calabaricus (reedfish), 1139 nucleotides. It is a transcript of the gene prpf38a, whose product is annotated as pre-mRNA processing factor 38A. Gene Ontology annotation, cellular component: precatalytic spliceosome. The record is from RefSeq and is a predicted model, not a curated record. The transcript is spliced from 10 exons. Lineage: Eukaryota; Metazoa; Chordata; Cladistia; Polypteriformes; Polypteridae. Bases 46 to 972 code for a protein of 308 amino acids.